AUGGCAAAUGACUCAUUGGUAGAUUAUUUGCCCCUGCGCGUAGCUGCGGCCCUGGUGGUUGGUUCCGUUGUGACCAUCAUCUCUGGCGUCGCGGGCGGCUGGUGCUUCAAAUUAGGAGCGGGCUUUCCGCUCCUGAGACAAAAACCUGAAGGGACCGCGCUGCAAAGUGCAGCGGCGGCUGCCACUGCCGCUCCAGUUUCCACGCCACUGGCUAACAAGGCUGAGUGGCCCCCGCAGCACCGGCUCAAUGGGCCUGUGAUCAGGCAGCCAUGGGUUCGGGGAGACAAAGAAGAUCCCUGCGUGCCCAAGUCACACGAGGUGCAACCCAGAGGUGACUAUGUAUACCACCCCAGCGAUAUGGAGAAGGAAUGGAUGGAUGGGGCUCGUUUUGGGAAAAUCUGCCCAACGGCCGCAAAGCAAAGGGACCUGGCAACGACAUGGACGGGAUACACGUCCUCCAUUUUCAAAUCCAACCAGAAACCUUCGAGACAACCCACAGAGAAGGAAGCCAGCGUCCUGUCAUACUUCGAAUAUCCACAACCAGAUGGCACGCACGUGAAACGCUACAUCGAACCCUUGCAUGGAACUGCCCGACAUCCUGGCGCAGUAUGUGGCGGUCACGACAUGAUGGACCUGAAAUAUUUGCUGCCUGAAAAUGCCUGCACUGAAAGUGGCAACAGAGUGAACGGUGUGUUUCUGGACCUUGGCUCCGGGACCAGUGUGGAGGGAUUUGGGAAGGGCAUCUAUUAUGACAAGGGCAGCGGCGGAGGAGGAACCAUCCCCCUUUUCUACCGGAUGUACGCCGAUCGCUGCAUCGACUUCAAGGCGAUCUACGCCUGGGAGGUGCAAGGGAUUGACCACAAGAAGUUCUGGACACCUUUGCCGGACGAAGUUCGAGCCCAACUGCGUCUCUACAACGCGCCCGUUUCUGAAAAGGAUUGUCCUGACUCGCCUCAAGGAAAUUUCGCAGAGCGAGGAAGCUUCUUGAGGCUGUUGAAGUCCGCAGUCACCGUGGAUGACUAUGUCGUGGUGAAGGUGGACAUUGAGGGGGGCCCUGAGCUGAAUAUCGUGGAGUCCAUCGCCCACAUCCCAGAGCUGUCCGAACUGGUGGAUGAAUUGUAUUUCGAGUAUCAUUUCCGAUUUUGGGAGAUGGCAAAAUAUUGGGGCGGCGGCAACUGGGGGGGACGCUUCACCGAGAAGCUCGGAAGUUUCUUAAGGCUCUUGAAGUCCACAAUCACCGUGGAUGACUAUGUCGUGGUGAAGGUGGACAUUGAGGGGGGCCCUGAGCUGAAGAUCGUGGAGUCCAUCGCCCACAUCCCAGAGCUGUCCGAACUGGUGGAUGAAAUGUAUUUCGAGUAUCACUUUAACUUUAGCGAUGUUCCAAAUCAUCCUUGGGAUUCGAAACCGAAACAAUAUGGUGGAGACUUGCCUGAAAGUACGAGUAAUCCUGGGUGGAACUCUGCGCGGGACCGAGACGACCUGGUGACUGGUGAUCUGCUUGCUGAUGCAUCCUGUUCCGGAAUGGUGGACGUGCCACAGCGCUACAGCAACCGUGAACUGAUCGAAGAAGGAGAUCGACUUCGUGAUGACGUCGACUUCAUGACUAGGCUCCGUCAAGGCCGUUUGAAGCGCUUGAGGGAAGAACUGCGCCGCCACAAUGUCACGGCGGCAGUGAUUUUUGAUCCAAUCAAUGUAAGGUAUGCUGUAGACUUUCGCAGUAUGAUUCCGUUCUAUCUGCGUAAUCCCACGCAGUACCUGGUGGUGCCCACCAACGAAAGUGCUAAGUGUCUCCUCUUCGCGGGAUCCUUUGGUUCCGACGCCUUGUUGGAAGCCUUCAAUGGAUCGCUGGAGUUUCAUCCAGCCAUAGGUGCUACCAUGGCUUCGGCUGGUCCACGUGAAAAUGAGAAGAUCGAUGACUGGGUGAAUCAAAUGGAUGAGAUUCUGCGUCCACUGGCAGAGACGAGUCCCUUCGGCAAGCGCAUCGCCGUGGAACGCUUCCAAGAAAGGGCAAUGCGUGGGCUGCGAGACAGAGGCUCGGGAUUUUUGGGUUUGGGCUUGAGUUCCUUGAGGAUGACCGUGAAACUGGACCUCCCUUUCCAAUCUUUCGGAGACGUGUUACUUCAGAGUGUCUAUUUGGAUCAGUAUCUUUGCAUGUUGUGA
Molecule: messenger RNA, 2160 nt
Organism: Cladocopium goreaui
Lineage: Eukaryota; Dinophyceae; Suessiales; Symbiodiniaceae
Source: the annotation of a GenBank genome assembly